Paramecium primaurelia is the source of this 1555-nucleotide messenger RNA. Lineage: Eukaryota; Ciliophora; Oligohymenophorea; Peniculida; Parameciidae. The record is from the annotation of a GenBank genome assembly.
AUGAAUUAAAUAUUCACAGAGAGAAGUGUGUAAGGCAUCAAAGUUUCUAUGGUGCCUGAAGAGGAAAUAAAAAUUGUGAAAAUUGAAAACUCUGUCAGAUCUAGAAAAGAGAGUAGAAGUUCGGCAAAAUCAUAGAAAGUGGAAUCAAAUAUAUUAAAUGAUGGGGAAAAAAAUAAAUCUUCAUUUGAAGACAGUAGAAUAACUAUGCUGUUAUUUGAGAAAUAUAAGACUGUUGAAUUAGCUAGAUUCUUUACAAUAACUGCUACUAUAACUUUAAUUGUCUUAGAAUAUGAAUAUUCAUAUAGUACUUAUUUAACAAGAACAUUAGAUGAAGAAAUGAAAUUAUUUCUUUAUUUAAUUAUGUUCUUAACCAUUCUCAGCAGUAUAUUAUUUAUAUAACAUUUAGUUAUAUUAACUUUCAUUAGUUAUCAGGUUUUAAUGGCAUAUCAAAAAGAAGCAUAAAUGAUUACUCCUUAAGCAAAUUUAUCUGAAACAUCAUUGAUUUGGGGUAUUGCUUGGGAAAUAAUUUUAUUAAUUCUAAUACCAACUCCAUAUACAUGUUAUUAAAAGGUAGAAUUUCAAUAAAGAUAUACUGACACAAUUAGAUUUUAUUUCAUAAAUGAAAUAUUAACUUUUCUAUCAAUGUUUAAAGGGUUCUUAUUGCUUAACAUUAUUUUUAAAUUCUAAAAGUAUUCAUCUUCAAGAAUAGGAAGAAUUUGUAGAUUAUAUUCAGCUGAUUUCAAUACACAUUUGAUGUUGAAAUUAUGUAUAAGAGAUAGACCAUUUGAAACAUAAUCAAUUUUAUUUGCAGGUGGAAUGUUUGUUUUUGGAUAUUCAUUAGAAGUAGCUGAACGUGCUCUUUUUAGAUUAGAAGACUCUUUAGAUCCUUCUUAUAUUGGUAAUAGAUUUUGGAUAAAUCUCAUAACUAUUUUUACUGUUGGAUAUGGUGAUUUUUUUCCAUAUACUGAUUUAGGUAGAGUGGCUAUGGCUUGUGGUGUAGUUUAUGGAGUUGUUGUUACAUCACUUUUUACAGCUACUCUAUAUAAUUUACUUACUCCUAUGAAUGGUGAAUAUUUGGCAUGGGCAUUAUUGGAAAAAGCUAAUAUCAGGAAAAUUAUUUAAAAUGUUAGUGGAAAUAUUUUAAUAAAACUUAAUGAUUUAUCUAAAAAACAUACUAAUCAAAUUAAAUCUUUAGAAGAGGCAACUUUUUUGAAAGAUUAGAUAGGGACUAUGAAUAAUCUUUUAUAAGAAGUUAGUACAUUAAAAAGGUAAUAUAGAGAUAUUGAUGGUGAAGAAUUUAUGGCUAUGGUUAAAAGAAAAUUUAAGGAUAUUAAUGGAUAAUUUGAGGAUGUUUAAGAAUUUUUAGAGAAAAUCUAAAAAUAAUAAAAACUAAUUGCUUCAACAAUAGAAAAACCUUUUGAUUUUUCUAUAAAGUAAUCAGUUAAAGUAAAGGAGAGUAGUAAAGAUGAUGAUUUCUUUGACAAUUUAAAUGAAACUAUAAAUUGUUCUCACUUAAUGCGUUUCGAAGAAGACUGACUAUUGAUAUAUAAUUUAC